GUCGGGUUGUGAUUUCGCUUGUUUGAAUACCGAACCUACGACCCGACCGCGACCAAUCCGUGCUGUUUUUACAAUGUGUGUGUAACUUGUCAAGACUUGUCCGGCGACGAAAGAGUUCUUCCGAGAUCAACGAAAGUAUCAAGGCAUUUUUUGAAGGGAAUUCAAAUUAAAAUGUCUUUUGAAGAUAAUAAAUCUUUUUGGGAGGAAUUUAUCCAGCUUUACCAGGAAAAUCCUUGUCCUUGGGACAUCAAGUGUAAGGAUUACCGCAACAAACAGAAAAAAAAAAUGCUGCUUAUGAGAAUUUAAUUAACAAAAGCAAAGAAAUGUUUCCAGAUGCCAACAAGAAAUUUGUUAUCAAAAAAAUAUCGUCCUUACGGUCAUCUUUCCGACGCCAGAUAAGGCGAAUUAAUAGUUCAAAGAGAAGUGGGGUGGGAACAGAAGAUGUACCAGAACCUACAUUGUGGUAUUUUGAUCUAUUGUCUUUCCUGAUGGAUCAAGAAGAGUCUCGUGCAGCGGUUUCUUCGAUAGGAGGAAAUAACCUAGAUGACCAAUCACAGGCCUCAGAUAGUGAUUCAACAGACGGUAGCGAUAAUGAAAGCCUUUUAGAAGACAGAGUAGUGCAAUCACAAGCCGAAACCCAGGAAAACAUAGAAGAUUUUGAAGUUGUCCGCCUUGAGGACCGGCAAUCCGUACAGGCAGGUAACCAAGUACCUCACCAAGAACAGUUGAAGGAUAUGCCAAGUACGCCAAAAAGAAAUACAUCGGAAGGAGAGCAGUUCCUUGUACCUCCAAAAUCGAGUCGCAAAAAAAAGGGUAAACCUACUUCAACAACUGAAAACGAGAAUAUUACUCAAGAGGCUUUCCAAAUGAUGAAGGCUGCAUUUCAUAGAUCAAACGGCGGUACACAAGAAACCGAUGCAUACACACAACAUUCUGAUCAAGAUUUAGAUUCAUCAUCAGUUUUAUCGCCUGAAGCUCCUCAAAGUGCAAUACCAAGUUCCCGUAACAAGCGAACUCUCAACUGCACAACUUGGACAUAGAAGAAAAAUAAAUUUUUGGAUGCUUCCAUAAAAGUAUUGGAAACUCCGCAACAGGAUGUUCUUGAACCACAAGAAAUAACAUUUGGCAAGAAUACUGGUCAACAAUUACAGGAUAUUGCAGUUGGACAGAAGAUAAUAGCCCAAAAACUGAUUCGGAUGUGCUAUACCAUGCAAAAUUGGGAAAUCUCACACAUUCUUCUCAUAUUUCCCUGGGUUACCAACCACCAUCAUAUCAAAGUGCCCCAUGCGUUCCGCAAGCACAAAUAUUUCAAAACUCAUGCUCCAGGCAUACAACAUCCAUUAACCCAACCUUUAAUGAACCCAGCACAUCAUAUACACGUCAACCAGAUGUACCAACUUUUACCACUUUGACAACUCCAAAUCAGGCGUCUGCAAAUAGGGAAGUGAUGGAAGAAUUUUUAGUUUUUCCCAGGCAAAAUAAUUAAGAAGUGAUAAGGUACUACGAGUAUUACAUACUGAUUCACAUAUCUUUAAUUGUUAGACAUAAUUUGAAAUAAUAAAAGUUUUUUCAACAUUUUUCUUAUAUGCAUCAGAAUACAUGAAAAAUAUAAUUAUUGUACUUAC
Molecule: messenger RNA, 1625 nt
Organism: Acanthoscelides obtectus
Lineage: Eukaryota; Metazoa; Arthropoda; Insecta; Coleoptera; Chrysomelidae
Source: the annotation of a GenBank genome assembly